Molecule: messenger RNA, 1197 nt
Organism: Enterobius vermicularis (human pinworm)
Lineage: Eukaryota; Metazoa; Nematoda; Chromadorea; Rhabditida; Oxyuridae
Source: the annotation of a GenBank genome assembly
AUGGCGGUCGAAAGAAGAAUAGCAUUUAAGGAUUUUGAAAAUUUGGUAGAUUUAUUUCGAACAAAAGGAAAGCACGAUAAUCCGCCAGUUGAAAACAUUGACGUUAAUCUUUGCACCCAUUUAAUCUUGAUUGGCUCCUGUCAUCUGGAUCACAAGAGCACUAUAGUACUCCCAAGAACGGAUGAGAUAAACGCCCUAUGGAAAAUGAAAAAGAAGAAUCCUAAACUAAAAAUUCUGUUCUCGCUUACACCAAAAAACACUUAUAUGUCAAAAUUGGUAGACAGUGAGUAUUUAUUAGAUAGCUUCGUCAGCAAUGUAACUACGUUCCUCUUGAAGCACAAAAUAGACGGUUUUGACAUUGACUGGGAGUUUCCUGUUUGGAGCAAAGAUGCAAAAAAAACGGACAAAAUUGGCUUUACAUACAUGCUUGAGAAGCUCCGAUAUGCGUUCAAUGAAUCAAGCAGAAAACCCCUGCUCACUGCCGCUGUAGCAGCACCGUACGACAUUGUUAAAAAGGCCUACGAUAUUAAGGUUCUCAGCAGGAACCUGGAUUAUAUUCAAAUAAUGAACUACGAUUUCCAUGUGUAUUCGAAAAGUUUCCCCUUCACAGGUUUUAAUGCCCCGCUAUUCAGAGAAGCAUCAUUUGCAGUUCCUUUACUAGCAAGAAUGAACUCGAAAAUCUUGUUUGGGAUCCCCACAUACGGUCGAGGAUACACUCUAUUAAUCCCCGCAUUGCAUUCGCUAUAUGCUCCGACGAUUGGCGUUUCUAAGCUAGGAGCUUCCCAAACUUACGCUCAAGUGUGCAAUUUAGUGAAAGACAAAGACUACACUUACGCAUUUAAUAAACGGGCGAGAUCUCCGUAUAUCUAUGGCGCCAAAGAUCAGUGGUUCAGUUUGGAAGACCAGUCUAGUAUGUAUUCAAAAGCGAGGUAUGCUCGAGAAAAUAACUUAGGUGGUAUUAUGAUAUUUGAUCUGCAUAGCGACGACUAUAAGGGUAUUUGUGGCCAAGGUAGGUAUCCAUUGAUACGUGCGGCCAAAAUGGCAGUUAGUUACGAAAAAAGACUAAGUUACAGGAACCGUUCAAGGAAAGAUUGGACGUCUAUCAAGCAAUUUUUGAAUAAACCGCAAACCUCGGACCAGUUGGAAAGGCAUCGAAUACAGGAAAAGUCUAGGUCCUUGAGCAACACCUUAAAAUAA